AUGGAACAAGUUCUAUGGCCCAAACAUUGCGUUCAAGAAACAGCUGAAGUAGAAUUGCACAAAGAUCUUAUGGUUAAUUCAUCAAAAAAUAAUAUUUUUCAUAUAAAAAAAGGUAAUGAUUCUGAUAUUGAUAGUUAUUCAGCAUUUUGGGAUAAUUUCAAACGUCAAGAAACAGAAUUACAUAGUAUACUUAAACAAUGGAAUGUGACACAUGUCUAUGUUGCUGGAUUAGCUACAGAUUAUUGUGUAGCAGCAACAGCGUUGGAUGCGAUGGAUUUGAAUUAUACAACGUAUCUUAUUCAAGAUGCAUGUAGAGGUGUUGCUAAUGAAUCAAUUAACAAUAAAACGAAUGAGAUGAGACAGAGAGGAAUUCAAAUAAUUCAAUCUCGUCAAAUUAAUACAUUAUUUUAUAUUAAUAAUAUAACAAGUAAAUUUUUAAGUAUUAAUCAUCAUAAUCAAAAUGUACAACUGCAACAAUUGAUAGAACAAUACCAAGAUCAUUCUCAUGUAGAUUUAUCGGAACACCAAUUAACUGAUGAAGAUAUGAAAAUUAUCAGUAAAGAAAUUCUUAUUAGAAAACAAUGUAAACAAUUAAUAUUAAAAUCAAAUAGAAUUACAUCUGUUGGUGUUUCAAUCUUAGCUCAAACAUUACAUAAUAAUAAUUCACUAAGUUAUCUUGAUCUUUCAUCGAAUCAAGUGUCUGAUGAUGGCAUGCAUUUUCUAAGUAAAAUACUUUCAAUGAACAAUAAUACACUAAAAAAACUUGAUCUUGGAAAAAAUGGAAUUACAGAUGAUGGUAUGAAACAUCUUGCUCAAAUGAUUAAAACAAAUAAAAUACUGACGCAACUUGAUCUAUGCUCGAAUGAAAUAACUGAUGAAGGAAUUCGAUUAUUGGCUGAUGCAAUUGAAAACUCCAAUUCAACGAUUGAAUUGCUUUGGCUUACUUCGAAUACAUUAAUAACUGAUAAAAGUAUUGAAUCUAUUAUUGGCAUGGUUAAAAAGAAUCAAUCAUUGAAAAGACUCUGGAUGUUUAAAUGUAAUUUAUCUGAAAUUGGUAAAAAGAAACUUAAAGAAUUAGAACAAUUAAAUAAGAAUUUUAGAGUGUAUGUAAACAAUUGGAAAGAUUAA
Adineta steineri is the source of this 1128-nucleotide messenger RNA. NCBI's taxonomy places the organism in Eukaryota, Metazoa, Rotifera, Eurotatoria, Adinetida, Adinetidae. The record is from the annotation of a GenBank genome assembly.